CAUUACACAAUAAAAAAUUGUUAAUCUCCUACUUGCUUUUUCUUCCUCACUCAUCACCCUUUCACCAAUUCACCCUUCACCAUCAACACAAUCAUCUACCAUUUCUGUCAUCUACUGGAUCUUAUCUGCUCCAUAUAAUACACUCUCACUAAACCCAACACCCACUCUCAUUUCCAUCUCUUCCCAUCACUUCUAUCAUUACCAAAGCCAUGUUCUUCAACCAUGUUUUCUUCGCCUUCUUCACUUUCCUUUUUCUUACUAUCAUACCCGUUUUGAUGGCCAUUCCGGGUUUUCCAGACCCGGAUAAGGUUCAAACCCAGACAUUCUUACCCAACCCAUCGCCGCCGACCACGAUCCCGGCCAUCCCGGAGCAGUCCUCCGACGCCGCCUGCCCGCUAGACCUCUCGGAGGAGCUGUUCCACGGGAUCAAGUCUGCAUGCGGGUCGAAUGCUUAUCCGGGUCAGCUCCACCGGACCCGUUGCUGCCCCGUGCUGGCCGCCUGGCUCUACUCUGCCUAUUCCAGAACCGCGCUCCGCCGCGCUGCCACAGCUAGGAUCCCCAAAACGGCGACGUUUGAUAUGCCGGUGCUCCCUGACGACUCGGAGACCUGCGUGGACUCGCUGGAGAAGGCAAUGGGGAGCAGAGGCAUUGAAUUGGUGAAGCCCAAUGAGACGUGUGAUAUGGUGUAUUGCUAUUGCGGCAUUAGGGUUCAUCCUCUCAGCUGCCCACAAAGUUUUACUGUAAAUCCAGACGGGAAAUUGGUGGGCGAUGAGCGUGUGAAGAUGCUGGAGAAGAAUUGCUUGGGUAAUUCCCCAAAUGGGUUUUCUAGUCUUGCAGGCUGUUCUAAGUGCUUGAAAACUCUGCAUUCUCUUGGCGAGGUUAAAGCCAGAAACACGAGCAAAUCGGAGGACAGGACAGCUAAAAUGCUCAGCAAAGAUUGCCAGCUGAUGGGUCUAACAUGGCUUCUCAACAAAAACCGAUCUGCAUAUUUUCAUACAGUGUCUGCGGUCUUGAGAGCCCUAAUGAUGAGCACCGACGAGGGUUCUGGUCCCCGUUCCUGCACCCUCAACAGCGAUGGCAUGCCCCUUGCAGUCGACUCGUCACAAAUCAACAAUCAAUCUUCUUCUGCUAUUCUGCAAAUAUCACGCUACUCCUGCAUUUUCCCUCUGCUUCUGUUUUACAUACCUCUCGUGAUUUCAUUUCCCCAUUUUAGAAAAUCGUAAUCUCUGCUUCUCACCUUCAUAUCAUAGUUCUUGCUUCCUCACGACGUAGGAUGAAUCUGCUUCGGGUUGUAUUUUUUUUGUUCUUUUGAAUUAGUACUAGUGCUAGUGAAAUUGCAACCUUUUGGCUCAUUCAGCAACUGCAGAUUUGCUGUUGUAGUCCUAAACUUGCUGCUGUAAAUUUUAUUGUUUCUGCAAACUUCAUGUCUUGUGCUCAUGGCGAAAACCAUUUCAUUUGGUGCUUAUAAGCACUGUCUAGCUA
This is a messenger RNA of Ipomoea triloba (trilobed morning glory), 1482 nucleotides long. RefSeq lists its product as uncharacterized. The transcript is spliced from 2 exons. The record is from RefSeq and is a predicted model, not a curated record. NCBI's taxonomy places the organism in Eukaryota, Viridiplantae, Streptophyta, Magnoliopsida, Solanales, Convolvulaceae. Bases 210 to 1223 code for a protein of 337 amino acids.